Miscanthus lutarioriparius is the source of this 813-nucleotide messenger RNA. Lineage: Eukaryota; Viridiplantae; Streptophyta; Magnoliopsida; Poales; Poaceae. The record is from the annotation of a GenBank genome assembly.
AUGGCUCUCCCCCUCGCCCGCCUCGUCCUACACGGGUUCCCCGCCUGCCAGUGCCAGCCACGGCCCCACCUGCGCUUCCCGAAGCGCCACGUCUCCUCCGCCGCCCCCGCCUGUUCUCGCGCCGCCUUCGCUGCCUGCGCGGCGGCUAGUGCGCCGGCGGCCCCGGCCCCCCAGGCGCCGGAGGCGGAGACGGUCGAGCAAGUGGGCCCGAGGACACGCCUCGUCGCGCAGAACAUCCCGUGGGACUCCACGGCCGACGAAAUGCGCGCGCUCUUCGAGAACCACGGCUCCGUCGUCGGCGUCCAGCUUUCAAUGUACAGUGCCAGUAAAAACAGAGGAUUGGCGUUUGUAACCAUGGGUUCAGAAGAGGAUGCUCUUGCAGCUCUCACCCAUCUCAAUUCAACUAUUUUAAAUGAUAGAAAAAUUAAGGUGGACUUUGCAAGACCUAGAAAGAAGCAACCAAAGCAACCUGUUGUGGUAUCAGAUCCCAUGGAAAAGUAUAUUGUGUUCGUCGGAAAUUUGACAUGGAGAGUAAGAAAUCGUCACCUUCGGGAAUUAUUUGCCUCUGCCCCAGGUGUUGUAUCAGCUGAAGUUAUCUUUCAUACCACCACUCCGAGGCAAUCUGCUGGUUAUGCAUUUGUUUCUUUUUCUUCAAAAGAGACCGCAGAGGCCGCCAUAUCUGCUUUCAACGGAAAGAUAUUGAUGGGACGGCCCAUUAAUGUGAUGUUCAAAGAUGAAAAUGGUAAAAAGAAUGAAUCUCCUGUCCCAAAGGAGGAGGUCGAGGUGGAAUCAUCUGACCAGAGUGAUAGCUAA